Molecule: messenger RNA, 906 nt
Organism: Chrysochloris asiatica (Cape golden mole)
Lineage: Eukaryota; Metazoa; Chordata; Mammalia; Afrosoricida; Chrysochloridae
Product: leukocyte immunoglobulin-like receptor subfamily A member 6-like
Exons: 6
Coding region: 1-906 (301 amino acids)
Biological process (GO): cytokine-mediated signaling pathway
Molecular function (GO): inhibitory MHC class I receptor activity
Source: RefSeq, a predicted model, not a curated record
AUGACCACCAUCCUACCAUCUUUGCUCUGCCUUGGAAGCCUCCCCAAACCUACCAUCUGGGCUGAGCCAGACUCUAGGAUCAUGUUGGGACAGUCUGUAACCAUUUGGUGUCAGGGUUCCCUGGAGGCAGAGGAAUACCACUUGUAUAAAGGAGGAAUAACAGAGCCAUGGGACAGACAAUGCCCACUGGAGCCCAGGAACAAGGCCAAGUUCUUCAUUCAAUAUAUGACACCUGACUAUGCAGGACAAUAUCACUGUUACUAUCUCAGCCACACUCAGUCAGCAGUACACAGUGACCCUCUGGAUCUGAUGUUCAUAGGAGCCUACAUGAGACCCACCCUCUCAGUCCUGUCGAGCUUUAUGGAUUCCUCCGGAGGGAAUGUGACCCUCCAGUGUGUCUCACAGCUGGGGUCUAGCAUGUUCAUUCUGUAUAAGGAGAGAGAACACAGGCAACUCGGGAGGCUAGUCUCGCAGCAACGCUCCAGUGGGCUUUUCCAGGAUUCGUUUUUUGUGGACCCUUCAAUCCCUAACAACACGUUGACAUUCAGAUGCUACAGCUUUUUUGAGAACAAUCCCUAUUUAUUGUCGUCCCCCAGUGACAGCCUGGAGCUGCCAGUCUCAGGUCUGAAAAGGUACCUGCAUGUUCUUAUAGAAGUCUCUGUCCUCCUUGUCCUCCUGGUCCUCGUCGUCCUCAUCAGACAUUGGCACUGGAGAAAACACAGGGAAUCAGAUGCUAAUGUGACAGACUUCCAUUCUAGGGCAGUUGAACAGCUGGACAAUCAGGCUGUGGUCUAUGCCCAGGUGUGCAGACUCCUUCCAAAACAAGAGACAACCACAUCUCCUUCUUCGCAGUUACGAGAGCCCCCAGCUAAGCCCGUCACGUAUGCUGUUCUGAAUUCCUAUUAG